Messenger RNA from Megalops cyprinoides (Indo-Pacific tarpon), 8785 nucleotides. RefSeq names its product forkhead box protein K1-like. Gene Ontology annotation, biological process: regulation of transcription by RNA polymerase II. NCBI's taxonomy places the organism in Eukaryota, Metazoa, Chordata, Actinopteri, Elopiformes, Megalopidae. Gene Ontology annotation, molecular function: RNA polymerase II cis-regulatory region sequence-specific DNA binding; protein binding; DNA-binding transcription factor activity, RNA polymerase II-specific. The transcript has 9 exons. The coding region runs from base 75 to 2177 and encodes 700 amino acids. The record is from RefSeq and is a predicted model, not a curated record.
AGCAAGCCAAAUUUCACUGGUUGAUUGCACAGGCUGGUUUAAAAUUGAGGUGCGUUUCCGUCGGUUCCUAAUCCAUGAAAUCCGAAACUGGUAUUUGCAGUUGCCCGAUCCAUGUUGCUCCUCUCCAGCGCAACAGCGGGAGUGAGUUUCUCCUGUUUGCAGCCAGUGGUGCUAUUCCCGGUGUGUUUUCCGAGAAGAUGGCUGAUUAUGGGGACGAUACCGGAGCCCGGGCCUUGUUGGCACUUAAGUCUGCACCUUGCAGCCCGGUCCGAGGGGCUCCAUCCGUGUACUCUCUCUCCUCGAACUCGACCGGGAUCGUACCCGUACCACUUUCCUCUCCUCCGCGGGCCCUCGCUCGACUGGAAGGCAGGGACUUUGAAUUCGUCAUGCGGCAGAGGACGGUGACGGUAGGCCGAAACUCUUCGCAUGGUUCCGUGGAUGUCAACAUGGGCCACUCGAGCUUCAUCUCCCGGCGGCACCUGCAGAUCACUUUCGAAGAACCAUUUUUCUACCUUCGCUGUCUGGGGAAGAACGGUGUUUUUGUAGACGGCGUAUUCCAGAGGAGAGGUGCUCCUCCACUUCAACUGCCGAGAGAGUGCACGUUUCGGUUUCCCAGCACGGUCAUAAAGAUCCAGUUCACUGCGCUGUAUCACAAGGAGGAGGUGAAGGAGGAGGCUCCGCUGUCCCCAGUAAGACCUCUCUACCCUCAGAUCUCUCCUCUGAAAAUCAACAUUCCCGAUAAUGACUUCAGGAACAUGAUGAGUCCACUGCCCUCUCCCACAGGAACUAUCAGUGUUCCAAACUCCUGCCCGGCAAGUCCCCGUGGUGCAGGAUCCUCGGGGUAUCGCUUUGGACGGAACAUUACCUCAGACCUGCAGCUGGCGGCCGAGUUUGCGGCCAAGGCGGUGUCAGAGCAGCAGGCCGACGCGUCCGGAGGUGACAGCCCUAAGGACGAGUCGAAGCCCCCUUACUCAUACGCGCAGCUCAUUGUCCAGGCCAUCUCCUCAGCCCUGGACAGACAGCUCACCCUGAGCGGCAUCUAUGCCCACAUCACUAAGCACUACCCAUAUUACAGGACUGCUGACAAGGGCUGGCAGAACUCCAUCCGCCACAACCUGUCCCUGAACCGCUACUUCAUCAAAGUGCCGCGGUCCCAGGAGGAGCCGGGGAAAGGCUCCUUCUGGAGGAUUGACCCCUCCUCCGAGGCCAAGCUGGUGGAGCAGGCCUUCCGCAAGCGUCGGCAGAGGGGCGUGUCCUGCUUCCGCACACCCUUCGGGCCCCUGUCCUCCAGGAGUGCCCCGGCCUCUCCUACCCACCCAGGCCUUCUGUCCCCUCACUCGAGCGGCCUACAGACACCCGAGUGCCUGUCCCGAGAGGGCUCCCCCAUCCCCCACGACCACGACUUUGGCUCCAAGCUGGCCUCGGUGCCAGAGUACCGGUACACGCAGAGCGCCCCAGGCUCUCCGGUGAGUGCCCAGCCUGUCAUCAUGGCAGUGCCUCCCCAGCCCUCUGCCGUGGUGGCCAAGCCCCUGGCCUACAUGCCUGCCUCCCUCAUCACCUCCCAGCAGCCCCCUGGCCACGGCAUCCACAUGGUCCAGCAAGCGCCCACCGUGACCAUGGUCAGGGUGAUGACCACAUCAGCCAGCUCCGCCAAUGGAUACAUCCUGGCCCCCACCAAUGCAUCGGGAAACCUGCAGGGGGCAGGAGAGAGUGCACCAGAACAGAAAGCCAAUGCUGGAGAGGAGAAGCCAGCGGCGAGCUACGCGUCGCUCACCACCACCAGCCGGGUCAUCCAGGCGGUCGGCAGCCACGUCAGCCCCGGCGGCGGCGGCAGCCAGCAGACCUUCACCAUCGUACAGCAGGCGCCCCUCUCCUUGGGCCAGCACCAGCUGCCUGUCAGACCUGUCACUCAGAACGGCAAACACGCCCUCCCUGUCACCAGCAUCUCCGGCCCUGCCUAUGCUAUAACCAACCCACUUCAGAUCCUGGCUGCCCAGGCCUCCACCUCCACCCCAGUCGUGGUGAACAGGCCUCCCAGUGUGGAGGCUGAGCCGCUGGCCUCCACGCCAGGCGAGCCUGAGGCCAAGCGGCCUAAGAUGGAGGAUGGUAGCGUGGCUUCGGUCCCUCAGGCGGUCAUUGUAGCACCGACCCCACAGGCUCAGGACACCAGCGAUUAAAGAAGAGGGAAGAAAAGCACAGAGGAAGAUCUUUAGAACAUGUUCCGUAACAACAUAAUGCCGAGGUGCCAAACUUGGGGGAAAAAACGUCUCUUUAUCGGGUACCGAGACUACCGCAGAGGCAAGAGCAGUUCAAAUGCAGACAAUUGAUUGUAUAAUUUUGAGGAAAGAGAGAGUUUGACUGUGUUUAAAGCCGUAGUUUUGUGUGCUUAAAAUGCAUUAAUCCUUAAAAGCCUUAAAACAGAAGUGUUCCAACUGCUUUUUAUUUCACGGAGGAUUGAAUUUAAAUGUCACUGAUAAAUCAGAAAGGGAGAGGAACACACGGUUCAAUAGGUACCCUCAGAAGUAGUGCUUUAACAUGGGUCGGGGUGGGACCAAAAUACUACGCAGCUAUUUUUAUCUACAUGUGUUUUCUCUGAACUGAAGCAUUACAUAUUGGCAGGGGAAUCUGAAAUGUGUCUCCGCUUCCUAUACAACUAUUUUGAAUAGGAUUUAUUUAUCUCCCGUUUGUAUUGUCAGCUUUUGGCUUUGAUACACACUCUUUCUACAAAAAUCAAUUUGUUACAAAUAGAAACGACAAAAAAAAUACAUAACCAUAAAUAAGUGAACUGGGAUUGAAGCUGCUCUUUUCCCAAGUGGAAGCUAUUUAACAUGGUAGACAUAAAGUAUUUUACUAUUGCAGACCAUUAUCCUACUAUUAAAAGAUAGAGAUAUAUGUGUAUUUUAAAUGUCACAGUUUGUGAUUUGUAUAAUGUAUAGAGCAAAAUUAAAUUCACUCAUUGAAUGUACAAUGUUCUUCUAACGGUUCAUGAUUUCACAUCGCCCUUUCUUCAGUAUUCUCGGCACAGAAGAACAUAGAUUUUAAUAAGGGUAGUUUGUCAUUUUUACACGUUUCUAGUUUAAAGAUUGUUUGAAGGGCAGUACUGCAUGUUAAAUGUAAUGUGCAGAUCUCACUAGGCAGUCACCCAGACUUUUCUAGACAUGACAGUGUAGAGUGCACGUUUUUCCCUGUGAUCUGCUGAAUGGCGGCAGUUUUGCUGCGAACUGUCCUGUGAAUUGUAGGAAAACUCCACCCCUAGUAUUGUCAUAUCAAAUAAGUGAUGGGGGACGUGACCCAUCUGGUGAUUGCUUUGAAUGUGCUGACAUCAUAAGACAAAUUCAUUUACUCCGCCAUUGGCCACCUCAUCUGUGGGUGAGGGCCUUUGUCUUAUAGCAUGAUAUUUGAAUAUUUGAAAUGGAAUUAGAACUACUGCAGGAAAAAAAAAACAUGCUUGAUACCCAGUUCAGAUAGCCUAUAAGUGUAAGCUUAAAUGACAGUAUGAAAGCCUGGCAGCUUGAGCCUCUGAAGGGGGGAAUCCAUUUCAGCACAGAUCCGUUUUGCAGGAGUGGUUGUGUCCUGCUCUCGGAAUGAUUCAUGUAGUACCCUAAAAAUGGCUUACAUUUAUCUGCUCCUCACACCGUCAUAAGGUGCAAAUAAACAAAUCGGGCAUCAAAAGCUGUUUGGUUGGUAUGAAAUUGGAGUUUGCGGUGUGUAUGUCCAGGUGAAAUUGUCAGGGCAGUCACCAGUAGCUGAGUAGAAAAAAGUGGUUUUUAGCCAGUACCCUCAAGGGUUUCCCAGAUAUUCCAUUAAAGUAUUUUUGCAAGCUAGUGAUUGUCACUGAGUAGAGCAGAAACUGACACUGCUGUGAUUUUGAACAGGGAUGGAUGAAUGUGUUUAAUGAAGACUGAUUCUGCGAAAGAAAAUAAAGCAAAGCUUAGCAAACUAAGAUGAAAUAUAAUCAUUUUUUCCACAAAGUGCCUUAAUUCACUAUCUCAGUAAAAAAUAAAUGAAUGUAAUAAAUGCGUGUAAUUUAAUAGUACGUACAUUUAAGCAGUAUUUUAAAAUAAAUAUAUAUUGUUAAAUGCUUUCUUGACUAGAAGUUCCCCCGUUCAAUGAAUUAUCUUGGUUUUUAUCAAUUUAAAAAGCAUGCUGAUGGAUAGUUAUGUCACAACUGCAAUAUAUCUGUCCAUUACAAUCAGCAACAAAAAGGUUCAUUUUUGUUACACUGCAAAACAUCCAUCUACUGUAUCAUCUUCAAAAUCUUUCUAUUCAGGCUCAAGGUAAACUAUUUCACUGACACAACUGGAUGCCACUCAUCUUUUUAAAUUUUUCAAUCAUAGCAAAAGACAUGGCAUCAUUGUAAUGAGAGUUGUUAGUGUUUACGUCUAUCUGAAGUGCUAAAGCUAUUUCCCGUUCUCUAAUAGUUUAGUGAAAGCCUCAAGACCACCUCAGGUCAGCAGAAUUGAAUCCUGUCAUCACCAAGAAACUGAGUUAUUUUUAUUUCACUGAUAUUGGCUAUGCUGUGAACAAACCACUAAAUUUACUAAAUUUUACUAAAUUUACCCUUAAUGUAUGUAGACUUCGUAAGUCUAAGUGUCUUAGCCCAUUAAUUAAUAAACCUUUCAGUAAGUAAAACUACAGGCCUUACCAAAUUUUCUCUCAACCAAAAUAACAAGGAGAGGUAUGUCAAACCCACUGCUUUUUUCUCUCCUGUUUGUAAUUAGUUCAUAAGGAAAAAAAUGGAAGACUACAUUUUUUGCAAGAGAGGAUUUACAAACCAUUUUUGCAUGGUUUCUAAUUUUGGGGGUUAUAAUUUGGUGGCUGUCUUGCUGAGUACACAGGCUGAAUAUGAAUACACACGUUGCCCCUGGUUUUUGGCAAAUCUGUGGGUUUGUGGUCUCGCUGUGGACUCAGCUUUGUCGUUCGUCAUGUUUGCUCCAAAUCUUUUUGCAUUCUUUUGUUCCUUGCUAAUGCGGAAAUGGUUUUUGUUCACUUGAAGUCACUGUGCAUUCUUGCCUCAUUCCAGUGAGCAAGAUGUUUUGUUCGCCUUUGAGGAGUGUCUGUCCUGGCAGUGAUAUGGGAGGGGGGGGGGGGGGGGUCCCCUCCUCAAACAGCCAUCCAUCUAUUUCACAUUUGUCUUCAAGCCUGUCUUACCUCACAGUCAGAAUAUGUCAAUGUUUUGUUUAAGCCCUAAAACAAGCGAGUAGUGUAAAUAUUUUACUUAACAGAAACGAGGGGUAAACCUUGAGAAGAAGGUUGAGCUUCAUAGGUUUUGAUGGAGGAAAGUGAUUCGCAGCAAUUGCUUUCCGAAUUGAGCCUAAUGUCUCUUGUAGAUGUUUUUAAAUAAAUUUACGUCAAAAGGGCACAUAGGCAGAGCAGAGACAAUGCCGAUUAAAAUGCUUUAUUGAGUGCAUGCAGCACUGUUAAUUACUGAUGAACAAGAAGUGUUAAUGAUUGUAGAAGGCCUAAAAAUCUUUUCAAAGCCAAUUUCAUUCAUCCAAAGGAAUCCCAAUAGAGGUUCCCCUUUUGACAUCACCACAUGCACCUUUAAUUGGCCAGUGAGUAUGUUUCUCAGAUGUUUUUCUGUCUCUUCUAAGUUUCUUUCUUUUUUACUGUGUUGAAUGCGUGUUAAUUGAUAACGACAGCAAUUAAAUGGGGAGAAUUUGCUGACACCUCCUUUUUGUGACUAAGGAGUCAGUGUUCAGUUGAAUGCAUUGUGUGGUUAAACAUGUCAAUAUCUACAUCAGCAUGGAGACACUAGGGAAAUUUAGUAUUGUGAAUUUUGGCAUUUUGGGAUCAAUGUGCAUCUGCAGUAAAAAGUAUUUAUAAUUGGGGGGGAUCAGUUGAAACCAACUGCACUACUGUGGUGCAAUAUUGGAUACCAUUAUUGUUGAAAAUAUACAAUGAAAAAUUUUACCGCCUUUGCUGUUCUAACACACAAUUCUGAUAUGCCUCAGAGGUAACACGGUCUGCCCCAAAUGCCGCCCACUGAUUUUAGAUAGCUGGCUAUCCCCUUGAUAUGAUUCUGCUGGGGGGAGAGCCAUGACAAGUAUGAUUUGAUGUGCAGAUACAAGCAUAUAAUAAGGACAGUUGCUUUAACAGUUGUUUAUGAAGCAGACUACCCCAACUGAAGCUGAAAACUAUGGUUUAAUUAUGUGUUGGAAUUUAGUGAAUACAAGAUAAGCAAAAUAAAUCUUGGCAAAUUUCAACAUGCUUCAUUGGAGCUGUGAAACACAUUUUUUUUCAUUUUAUGUGCUGGAUAGAGGUUAACAUGAGUUAAGUUAACCUUGGACUUGAACAUGCAAUUUUUGGCUCCUGCUGUCUAUUUUUAAAGCAUUGACAGAGGUACAAACAAGAAAGCUUACUUCCGUCUAUGAUGCAUUAAGGUCUAGAUGUAAGGGUGUGUUAUUUUUGGGGGUGUACAUUUGCUAGCAAAACCACUAAUUUACAGUAACGAUAGUCUCUAGCAACUUGGUAACAAUGAUAUUUAUGAGAAGUUCUGUUCUCUUUUGAUUUAACUACUGAGAGCAACUUCGACAAAUCUCUUCACUCCCCUAAUUUUUCAGACAUUGCAUUAGUUUUCUAGAGUUGAAAAUACUGGCAAGUAACAUAGCUUCUUUGCUAGCAGUUAGACCAUGACUUUGUGGGUGUGGGUGAGGUGCAAUGAUAGAUAGCUAACCGGGUGCUAGUAAGCCUUAACUCUUUUGAUUUGCAAAUUUCCUUGUUGAGACAGCAACAUUUAACAGUCAAACUGUAAGAGCAGAAAACAUGCUAUUAUGUUGGCCCUUUGCAUGUCAAUUUUAGUGCUGUGAUUUUUUUUAUCUGCCUUCAAACUCUGUAAUCUAUGUGCAGAAGUGAUGUCCCUGUGACAUACCAUAGCAAUUUUCCUAAUGUGGUGGUAUGCUAGUUUUAAAUGUAUAUCAUAUUUGUAUUGAGAGAAUCUAGACUGUAACUGUGAUCUGACCGACCAUCUUGCUGGUAAACGAACAGGCCGUCUCGUAGGAGAGAGUAGUUCCGUUGUGGGGACUGAGUUUAGAAAAGGCGUUUUUGUAUGUGCUUGCUCCUUUUGACACUGCUGAGUGCAUAGAUGGCUUGCUUUUAGGAUUUAUCCAGUUUGUUCCCUCUGUAGGUAAAAAUCAAGAUACCAUGCCAAAAAUCAGAAGCCUUUCCCCCUCUAUCUUUAAGAACUCACUGUCAUGCCCCUCUAGAGUUAAAGUGACACUUACUUGGGAAAUCUCUAUAGGGUAGAAUUAAAUAACUGGAAUGUCCUAUUUGGAUUGAAAGAAUCUUAUUUUAAACAUCAACUAAUCUCCAACAUUCUAGCUGAAUCUCAUUAUUCAACAGUAAUACUGAUUUGUAUUGGAUGUGGUCACGUGUUUGAAUAUAUCCCCUUCUUAGUAACAUACUCGUGAGGUCAUGAAUUAACACUAAGCCUCUGAUUCAUAGUGAGAUUAUGGGCCUUGAGCAUCUUAUAUCCAUAUAAUGCACCUGCUUCUCAGACAUGAGCUUGGUUCUACACUAAGUAUGGAGUAUGUUUCCAUUUGAUUUACUACCUGUCUCUGUCAUUGUUUCAAAUCUAAGGAUUUUUUUCACAUAUGUAUCAAUUCAAAAAAUGUCUUUUUAACCAGCUUCUCUCUAAAUGUAUAGUUGAAUUGUCACUUUUUUGCAGUAGCCAAACAAUUUUAUUUGAUACUUACUGUGUCCCAUAUUCUCUAAUCCCUCACCACAGACAUAGUGCUCAUUGCUCAUCUCUCUCUAAUUGUUUUUUUUUUCUGUUUAGUUAGUACCAAGAGCUUUCUCAGUUGACUGAAAUGUGCAGUCUUAUGUUCUGUUGCCUUGUAGUUAUAGAAAAAUAAUUUGAACUCUACAAGUCUAAUAAAGCUUAAGAGGAAGAGUGUUGAGUAGAGAGCUUUUGCAGAUGUAUACCCCAGUGGUUUAUAUGUCAUAAUGUUCAUGUAGUCUGACUGGAACAUUGCAUCCAUAAACAGAAAGGCACUUGUUCAUUUGCAGAACCUGGUCCUCUGUCAUCUUGAUUGUGUAUUUCCUGUUAUGCUCCUGUUCUGAGGCACCCCUUAAACAUGCUGUGGUCCUUUCAACGUGAAAAGUGGACUGGAGAAGCAUUGCUGUACUAGAUAUGGGUCACUUCUGUCUGAUGUCAAAUGCAUGUGUUCCUCCCUAAGGUGCCGAAAUGCCUCCAUGUUCACUCACACUUUGUCUUCUUUGCCAGAGUGCAGAUACAAUCAUCUCUUCAAAGUAAUAAUUGCUUCAAAUACUAGAUGUUAACCAGAUGUAGAUGGGAUUUUUUUUUUUUAUCAAAUGCUGAAAAAAAUUAGGAACUGUGAAUUCUUAGUCUUCUAAUGAUAAGUUGGGCUGCCUCUCUGUAAAGCCAAACCAGCAACUGAUCAUUUAAAUAUUUUCUUUCAGCCACAGUCCUGUAAAAUCAUGAUAGCAACCCACAAGCUUGGUAAUCAGAAUUUAUAAUUCUGUAGUUGUUAUUUGCAUGGAGUUAAAAUUGUGCCACAGUGCAUUACGGGUUGGACCAUAUGUAUUGGUGAUGUCCUUAUAAGUGACCCAUUGAAAACCACUGGUUUGCAAUGCACAUUUCAUGAAUAAGUUGCAUUUGUUGUAAACAUACAUACCAAAACAACCACAGGAGCCCAUUUCUUUUCAGGUUGUAUACAAGAAGUGAUAAAAUUGGGAUUAUGGAAUAUUUGCUCAAGAAGAUUUCUUUGUGUCAGAUACUUAUAUGAAAGGAACUUCUUUGGCAAUGAAUAAACUCAUACACAAU